This is a messenger RNA of Boeremia exigua, 2435 nucleotides long. RefSeq lists its product as uncharacterized. Gene Ontology annotation, molecular function: 5'-flap endonuclease activity. The transcript is spliced from 3 exons. Bases 168 to 2324 code for a protein of 718 amino acids. The record is from RefSeq and is a predicted model, not a curated record. Lineage: Eukaryota; Fungi; Ascomycota; Dothideomycetes; Pleosporales; Didymellaceae.
UACUCCAUGUCGAAAAGUCUUUCAAUGUUUUGAUAUCACGAUAAGAGAAACUGCGAUAACAGCAGUCUUGUUUCUUGAGCGAGCUACAAGGCCGGAGGUCGAGUGCCCCUGACCUGCUCGGAAAGUCUACGCGAUUCCGCUCACAACUGUUCCGUGUGACAUGCGUUAUGGGUCUCCCGAAGUUGUGGGACACUAUACAUAAAUUUGAAGAAGUCAAGCCUGUUGCUCAACUCGCGGAAGAACAUUACAAACGAUAUGGCAGACCCCUUAGAAUCGCAGUCGACGAAGCUGACUGGCGAUUCAACAACUUGACGGUACCGCAAGCUUAUGCUAUCCGAACUUCCUCCAAUGAGCCUGCCUUCCAGGGCAUCGAGAAGGCAAUAUUUUACCGGAUCUGCAAACUCCUUACCCUCAAUAUACAGCUCAUAUUUGUCUUUGACGGCCCCGGAGUUCCAGCCAAACGUGGCAGGCAUGGCGGACGAAAGAUUGACUAUGACCAAGUUCGUUUGCUGAAACAGCUACUGCGCUGUUUUGGGAUCCCUUAUCAAGAAGCACCCGCGGAAGCGGAGGCUGAGUGUGCUCGCUUGCAGAUACUGGGUCGCGUUGACGCUGUGUGGUCCCAGGACUCCGAUUGCCUGAUGUUCGGCUGCAGCCUUUGGCUUCAUGAUGAUCGACGUGCAAAAGAGGCAGGGAACAAAGACCGCGGUAAAGAAAAUACGAAGAAACACGAAAAGUACGUUCGCGUAGUUCGAGCGAAGGAUAUGGAGGACAGGCUCAAGCUGGAUCGCGAAGGCUUGGUCUUGUUUGCUAUGCUUGCUGGUGGCGAUUACCACGAAGCUGGCUUACCUGGAUGCGGGGCAGAAACAGCUUUGAGCGCUGUAAAAGAAGGGAGCCUCGCGCACUCGUUGUGUUUGUGCCGUAACCAGAAAGACUGCACGGACUGGAGCUUCCGCCUGGCUGCUUUCCUUUCGUCACGGCCUCGUGCACGGCAUUUGACCGUCCCUGCCAGGUUCCCCGACUUCAAGAUACUGCAGAAGUACUAUAGGCCGAAGGUCACAGAUGAUGAGCUGUUGAUGGCGAAGAAGUCGCUAAAUCUGGACAUCCCGCGGCCGAUUGACGAGCUGAAUUUACUCGAAGUUACGAGUAGCCGCUUCAACAUUUGGGGAAGGUUAUACAUGAACUGGGUUGGUCCAGUGCUACUCACUCAGUCGUUGGUGCAGAGAGAGAGCUCCUGUCCAAAGGAAGUCGUGCAUGACAUUAAGCUUACGAAGCAGCGCGCAAGCCAAAGCGAGGAGGUUAUGGCGUUGCGCUCCUUAGAGCGCAAGAUCACGUUUUCUCCUUUCGGCGUCACCACACUGAAAAGGCAGGACUUGGAAGGGGGAGAGCGCGAGGGAAUGUGGGACGGCAAAAGAGAUGUGCCUUUUGACCCAAACCAUCGGGUCGAGUGCGAUUACUUCCCGGCGUUCUGGUUACAGCGAGUUCUCCCCUCUGAAGCUCUCGACCCACCACCGGCAGCUGCCAAACAUAGAUCUUCUAAACGAAAAGAGCAGUUGGAUGUUGACAACUUUGACGACGGGGCACUAGUUCCUACACAGAAGAGACAGAGAAUACAAGAAGGCAGACAGGCAGUUGAAGCAACCCGCGUUGCUCAGACGAGUGAGGGCGCGGGCCAGCGACCGCGACAAGCAGCAUUCGCGACGUCCUCGCCGCAGACUGAGACGGCGCAGUUCAAAAGCAAACGUGUCAACAAACUCCAUCAUUCCACAACGUCAAUGCUGCAUACACAACAACAAGGGACAGGCAAAUCUCUCGAUGUUAUUGAUCUGUCGAAUCUCAACGACGAUGACGAUGAUAUGGUUCUACGUGUUCCCCCUGCACGUCACCUCAAGAAAUCGGCGUCGUUGCGAGAGUCAUUAGGGGUGACAGUAUCGAACAUAGUCGAUCUUGGUUCACCAGAAUCAUCAGAGAACGAAAGCGACGAUUUGGCUCGCGCCUUACGUUUAAGCAUGCAAUCACCACACCUGGGCCAUAAAUCGCCAGUCGAACGGACAACUCCAGGCAUGUCCAGCAAACCAUACACGCCACAAAUCAGUCGACAACGACUCGAUCUCGACUGGGCAGAGCCUAUCGCAAGUCAUGCGGCCCAGGACAAAGCUAGUGUUGCACUCGUGAAACAUUCUGCCGUUGCGAGCGAAGCUGAUAAGAUACGUGCUGCUCGCCUAUACCACUUUUCGUCAAGUCCUCGAAGAGACAUGCCGAAGAAGGCAGAAGCUCAGCCAGCGGACAUGGCAGUAGCUGACUACAUUGAUCUCACGGGAGACUGAGCCUUCGAGCCAUAGCAGAGAUCGAUCGAACUAAUUCAAAGCCAUACCACCUAUACUUGAUCCCACCACUGGAAUUGUCUGGGAAUGCAGCCCUCACAGCCAUCUCUAUGG